This is a messenger RNA of Eublepharis macularius, 2990 nucleotides long. Its product is annotated as zinc finger protein 665-like. The record is from RefSeq and is a predicted model, not a curated record. Lineage: Eukaryota; Metazoa; Chordata; Lepidosauria; Squamata; Eublepharidae. Gene Ontology annotation, biological process: regulation of transcription by RNA polymerase II. Gene Ontology annotation, molecular function: DNA-binding transcription factor activity; RNA polymerase II cis-regulatory region sequence-specific DNA binding. Bases 56 to 2983 code for a protein of 975 amino acids. The transcript is spliced from 9 exons.
UAAGGCCUCCCACCCCCUUAAUUUUCUCCCCCCACCCCCAAAUUUCUAGUGGAAUAUGGAACUAAACAGGGACUGUCCUCUACCGUGUUGUUCCCGUUUGAAGGAAGAAUUUGGCUUUUGUAUCUUUGAAGGAAAGAGACCCCCAGUGUACUUUGAAGAGGUGACUGUGUUCUUCACAGAGGAGGAAUGGGCUCUACUUGAUCCGAACCAAAGAGCUCUGUACUGGGAAGUCAUGCAUGAAAAUUAUGAAUCUGCGGCUUCUGUGGGACUUUGGGUCCCAGCACCCUUCCUUGAUUCUCAGCUGCACUCAAGGGAAAUGCUCUUCCUCCAGAGGUCUGAGGAACUGGGAAGCUCUUCAGUCGCAGAAAGAUCUCCAGUUCCCAAAGAUGACCACAUCUCUUGCCUAGUGAAAAAGAAACAGGGGUUUUUCCAGGUCUACAAGGAAGAAGAGCUACCAGCAGGUCUCAAGAGCAAGAAGGAGCCAGGAUGGAUUCACACCAGGGAGAAGCCAUGUAAAUGCUCAGAAUGUGGGAAGAGCUUCAGUCGGAGAGACAGCCUUAUUUUUCAUCAGAGAAUUCACACAGGAGAGAAGCCAUAUAAAUGUUUGGAGUGUGGAAAAAGCUUUUCUCGGUUUGACCAUCUAAUUAUACAUCAGAGGAUUCACACAGGGGAGAAGCCAUAUAAAUGCUUGGAGUGUGGGAAGUGUUUCAGUCGGAAGGACAGCCAUACUUUGCAUCAGCAAGUUCACACAGCGGCGAAGCCACAUAAAUGCUUGGAGUGUGGGAAGAGCUUCUCUGAGCAUGGCAGCCUUAUUGUGCAUCAGAGGAUUCACACAGGAGAGAAGCCAUAUAAAUGCUUGGAGUGUGGGAAGUGCUUCUCUCAGAAUGGUAGCCUUACUGUGCAUCAGAGGAUUCACACAAGGGAGAAGCCAUAUAAAUGCCUGGAGUGUGGGAAGAGCUUCUCUUACAGUGGUGGCCUCACUAAACAUCGAAGGAUUCAUACAGGGGAGAAACCAUAUAAGUGCUUCAAGUGUGGGAAGUGCUUCAGUAGGAAGGACAGCCUUGCUAUUCACCGAAGGAAGCGUUCUCACAGGGGAGAAUCCUUGCUAGAAAUCAGGCCUUUCCCGUCAAUGCUCAGGAAUAAAAGAGAUGAUAAAAUGGAGAUGUUUUCCUUUCAGAGUCCUCCAGUGUACUUUGAAGAGGUGACAGUGUUCUUCACGGAGGAGGAAUGGGCUCUACUGGAUCCGAACCAAAGAGCUCUGUACUGGGAAGUCAUGUAUGAAAAUUAUGAGUCUGCAGCUUCUGUGGGACUGUGGGUCCCGGGGCCUUUUCUCGAUUCUCAGCUGCAUCCAAGGGAAAAGUUCCUCCUCCAGAGGUCUGAAGAACUGGGAAGCUCUGCAGUGGCAGAAAGAGCUCCAGUUCCCAAAGACGACCACAUCUUUGGCCUAGUGAAAGAGCAGGAGCAGUUUGUCCAGGAAGGAGACCUGCCAGCAGCAGGAGAUGACUGGAAGAUGGAGAAUGAGAAGGAUGCAGGAGGGAUGUCUGCAGAAAGAAACAAGGCAGAAUUGGACCCUAGGAAUCGAGAGGGAGCCAAAAGACACCGGAGAAGAAAAAGAGAUGCAAAAUGGAAACAGAAUAAGGAAUUGAUUACCUGUCAGGACAGAAACUUGCAUCAGAUCCCAGUACAAGACAAAAUACAGAAAGCAAAGAAGAGGACUAAGUGCCCUGAGAACAAGAAAGGGUCCACUUACAAAGCUAAUAAUAAGGAAGAUCAGAAAAUCCAGUCAGGUGAGAACCUGCAUAAAUACAUGGAGUGUGGAAAGAGCUUCAGUUAUAGUGCAAUCCUUGCUGAAUAUAAAAGUUCGCACAGAGAGGAAAAACCAUAUGAAUGCUUGGAGUGUGGAAAGGGAUUUAGUCAGAAUAGAAACCUUAUAGCACAUCAAAGAAUCCACACAGGGGAGAAACUAUAUAAAUGCUUGGAGUGUGGGAAGAAGUUCUCUUAUAAUUCUGACCUAACUGUACAUCAGAGGAUUCACACAGGGGAGAAGCCAUAUAAAUGCUUGGAGUGUGGGAAGAGCUUCAGUCGAAGCACACACCUUACAUUACACUGGAGAAUUCACACAGGGGAGAAGCCUUAUAAAUGCUUGGAGUGUGGGAGGAGCUUCAAUCAGAGCUCUAACCUUACAUUACAUCACAUGCUUCACACAAGUGAGAAACCGUAUCCAUGUCUGGAAUGUGGAAAGCGCUUUAGACGGAGAGACAGCCUUACUUCACAUCAACGCAUUCACACUGGGGAGAAGCCAUAUAAAUGCUUGGAAUGUGGGAAGAGUUUCUCUCACAGUGCAUACUUAACUGCUCAUGAACGGAUUCAUACUGGGGACAAGCCGUAUAAAUGUGCAGAUUGUAGCAAGAGCUUUUCCGAGAAAUCAAGCCUGAAUCAACAUAAGAGGAUCCAUACAGGGGAGAAGCCGUAUAAAUGCUUGGAAUGUGGAAAGAGUUUCAGUCACCAAUCCAACUUUACUUUGCAUCGAAAGGUUCAUACAGGAGAGACUCCAUAUAAAUGCUCUGAUUGUAGCAAGAGUUUUACUCUCAGAUCAAACCUUAAUAAACAUAAGAGGAGUCAUACAGGGGAGAAGCCAUAUAAAUGCUUGGCAUGUGGAAAAACAUUUAGUCAGAAUAGAAGCCUCGUUGAACAUCAAAGCGUUCACACAGGGCAGAAGCCCUAUAGAUGCUUGGAGUGUGAGAAGAGCUUCAGUCGGAAGGACAGGCUUGCUAUCCAUCAGAAAAUUCACACAGGGGAGAAGCCAUACAAAUGCUUGGAGUGUGGGAAGAGCUUCAGUUCAACAGACAGCCUUACUUUGCAUCAGAGGAUUCACACAGGGGAGAAACCAUACAAAUGCUUGGUGUGUGCGAAGAGUUUCUGUCAUAGCGCAAAUCUUACUCGACACCGAAGGACUCACACUAGGGAGAAAACUUCACAUUGAAGUGUUC